GGAAGAGAACAGGGAAGUGACUGCUCUUUUGGGGAGGGAGAAGUUGUUGAGAGCUCACUUAAGAAUGAUUACACCUCUGGCAGUCGACAACACCAGCAUGAAAAGUUAAGAAAUACUGGACCGGAGAGGUGCAACAUGUCUUUGAAUGGCAUUGAAGGGGAUCAAAACAGCCCGAUCAAACAGGACUUGUCAACAAGUCUUCAAGAUUCUAAAAUGAGAAAUUCUUCAAAUGAAACAAGCUUGGGGCACAAGGAGACUCCAUUCAGAAAUGUAACAAUUGAUGCCAAUUUGUGUGAAAGGUACCUCUAUGCUUUUACCAUAAAUGCGAACGACCAAAUGGUAAGGCUUAAAAACCCACAUUGCUUUGCUGGUUCAGUUGAGAACUCUUCUCUGUUUUUCCGAAAGUAUGUCUCUCUAUCCUCGGAUCAGCCAAGCAGAACGCCAACAAUAUUCAGUUUGUUUGAUGGAGAUCUAGUGAAGUGUGACAAGCCGGUAUGUGACUGUCUUCCGCCCGAGCACUCAUAUGCUGGAAUAAUCAAUAUACAUGUUGAAAUGAUACAAAGUGAAGUGCCACCGACUAUUCAGCUACCUAAUAUGCUCAGUUUUCGAGUGCUGAUGGACUUUCGAUCUGGUUCUCACAUGCUGAGGAUCAAUGAAACUCUUCUGAUCCCGGAGACUCGAACAUGUCCAGAAGGUCACGUGUUUGUCCCGCUGUACGACCACUGUGUCGUCACGUGGUAUCCAGGAAAAGAGGAGUUACAACACGAGAGAUGUCGUCAUGGGACAGAACCGGGCAGUGACCACCCUGUGACGUCGGCAUGCCCCAUGCAGAACGCGACCAACGACGGCGAAAAACACGACAUACUACAAGACAUCAACUUCAGCAGCUCCUCUGUGGUCUUACAAAUCUCUUUUUCUCAUAUCGCAGAAGAGAUAAAGAACUGUCUGGGCGAGACCAUAUCUAGCUGCGCCUUUAUGGACAUAGACCAACCUGAACAGCGAGAGUGUCUGUCUAAUUGUGUGUCUGAAUCAAUAUCCUUGGACCGGUCAGCAAAUGAGAUUGGCGGCAGUAAGUACAGCCUUCCCCAUCUGUCUGGAAUAUCCCACUGCAGCAUGGCCUGCCUGCUUGACCGCGCCUUCCUCACCUACACGUGGGUCAGUCUGAGGUCCGGCACUGAGGACCUGGAGGGCGAUACGGUCAGACUGGGAGAUGAGCUGACCACAAGUCUUGACCUCACUUUUGCUGAGAAGUGGAACGCGUCGGUUACAGCAGCUGAGCUGUUUUCGUGCGAUGAACAGAGCUGCUGGAAGAGAGAGUUGUUAUUUCCGGACCCAGGGGCGAGGAACUCGGGUGUCAUCGGUACUUCAGACGUCAGGGGGCAAACAGACAAACAGACGGACAAGCUGACAAAUUACGUGACAGACUUGUUCACUCCAACCGUUGACGUCUGGGGAACCGGUGGUAACAGCAUGAGAGGGUCAAAGAAGAAUAUAACACCUUCGAUGUCCGGAGCGAAAGAAUUCCGGACAACACACCCUGACUCUAAUGGCGCUUCCAGACUCAAUUCUGUUCCAACACCUGGGAAUAAAAAGACGUCAAGAUCGACUGCGAGUGACCGCACACCCCAUUGUGAUGGAGGUGUGACGUCAUGCACUCGUCCCUGUGCAAAUGGGACAUGUCUACGUCUAGAAGUGAAACUGGACGGAAGUGACGCAUUCCAACACUUUCUGGGCUCUUUGGCGGACAUGUUGAAAACUUUCAAGACGUAUGCUAAAGACCACAAUUUUGUCGUAAAGAAUUUCGACGUGUUUAACGUUUGGUCUCGAGAUAAAAUUAACUGUCCUGUUGGCACCUCUGUGGAAUUCAUAGAAAAGGUUUUAUCUCUAAGAAACGGGACGUAUGUUGUCCACGUAUCUGACGAGCAUAAUAAUAUAUCCCUGAACACAGUGGCGUUUCGUUUGUCUGUAAACCAAAGCCAAAUUAUCAGUCUCCUCUCUCGCAAACAGGCCACAGUGAAAGUUGGAAUUUGCCUGAGAAACCCUGUUAACGAGAAGCUGUCUUGUGAGAAGUAUUUACUUUACAACCAAACGGAUUUGGUUCUGAUCAACAGCGUGCUGAUAGUGACGAGAAACCAAGAGGAAGUUCAGAACGUUCUAGACCAGGCCUCCGCGUCUCUUGAACUGAUCCACAAUGCGUCAUCCGAACAAGUCCGCGCUUUCCUGGACAGGGACAUGGAGGCUGGGGACUUUCUCGUCUACGACAGACAUUCAUACAUUCUAACUGACGACGGCGCUGUCGUGUGCUCUCACUACAACGUCACCUAUGACGCAACGGUCAAGUCACGUGUUGUGACGCUCGUGUGGCUCCCAGAGUCCCAGGCAGAACUUCUGGCCACCUGGAUCUCCCUCACUCUGUCCCUGGUCUGUCUAGCCGUUGUCCUUGUAGUCUACGGCGUCCUUCCAGAGUUACGCAACACCCCUGGGAAGAUCCUCAUGUCCUUCUCUGGCAGCCUGAUGACGGGUCAGCUGCUGUUCCUUUUGGCGGGCUUCCCCCGAGGUCUGGCCUGUGUCCUACACGCUGCCCUACUCCACGCCAGCUGGCUCUCCACCUUCGCCUGGUUGACGGCCAUGUCCGGUGACCUGGCCUAUGUUCUGACCGCCCAGAGUCGGGGCCACAUGGGGGUGUGUCGUGGAGUCAAGGCUUUCACUAGGUACAGUCUCGUGUGCUGGGGCGGGCCCGCUAUCUUCACUGGCCUGUGUGUGGCCUUAGACAGCACGAGACUCGUGUCUCUGGGUUAUGGCGCCCACGACCGCUGCUGGCUCGGCAACCUGACCUCGCUACUGGUGACCUUCUGUCUCCCCGCCCUCCUCCUUCUCUCCGCCUCCCUCUCGUGCGCACUGGUCAUCGUGAGAGCCAUCAGGAGAAGCGCCCAGUUCCAGCGAGCUAGCAGAAGCGCGUGCAGGAGGAACCGCUCCCGGAUGUGGCUGUGUGUGAGUCUGAGCGUGCUGCUGGGAGUGAGCUGGCUGCUCUACGUCCCCGCCGUUCUCGUCAACACCACCUUCUUGUGGACACCGCACAUCUUGCUCAGUGGCUCGCAGGGCCUCUACGUCAUCGCAUGCUUCGUCAUGCGCAAACCCGUGAUCCGGAAAUUGUCUGCUCGAUUCUGUUCAAACCGGAAAAACAAAGAGGGGACAGGUCCAAAAGAGAGGCAAAAAUCUGAGUCUGAACCGAGAGGCAAAAGCUCAACUGUGUCCACGACUGAACUCACCAACUACUAAUUUCUCGUACUGCUGUGUGAAUAACGAGGCGGGAGGCAAGGUGCAAGUAGAGGCUUAGAUUUAUAAGGAUUCUUUGAGAUGAGAGUCCUUGUGCUGAUUUAGUUCUUGAGCUAUUAAAGGGGUGCUCUGUCACUGUGCUAGAGACUUUGUGCAUUAUCGGGUAGCUAGUAAAUGUGAUUUGUUUUUCUUAAAUAAAUCUUUUCAAUUGUCUUUAAUAAAGCUAUUAAUUGGUUCUCUCCGUUAAAGCUGUUCUAUUUAGCGUCUUUAAAAUUGUACUGUUUGUGUGUGCUCUUAUGGCCCCAUAGACACAAUUUACCAAAUGUAGAUGAUUUAGAAGAAGGCUUUAUCCCUGCCUCACAAGAACAUACCAGGCUAACAGGAAUACAAUGUCCCAACAGAGAGAUCGAGAGGCUCGAUAUUAAUUUUCUUUCCAUGCAUAAAUUGACCUCGGGUCGGGCUCUUAGACGGGCCGAGUUCCUUUGCGGAGUGCUCUCAUGCGGGGACCACUGUUAUUAAUUAAUUAAUAAAUCGAUAACCAAUUGAAAGAAAUGAAC
This is a messenger RNA of Aplysia californica (California sea hare), 3833 nucleotides long. RefSeq lists its product as uncharacterized. Bases 136 to 3279 code for a protein of 1047 amino acids. Gene Ontology annotation, biological process: G protein-coupled receptor signaling pathway; cell surface receptor signaling pathway. Gene Ontology annotation, molecular function: G protein-coupled receptor activity. Gene Ontology annotation, cellular component: membrane. The transcript has a single exon. The record is from RefSeq and is a predicted model, not a curated record. Lineage: Eukaryota; Metazoa; Mollusca; Gastropoda; Aplysiida; Aplysiidae.